Gigantopelta aegis is the source of this 4367-nucleotide messenger RNA. Its product is annotated as lysocardiolipin acyltransferase 1-like. The coding region runs from base 44 to 1165 and encodes 373 amino acids. The transcript has 5 exons. Gene Ontology annotation, molecular function: acyltransferase activity. Gene Ontology annotation, cellular component: endomembrane system. The record is from RefSeq and is a predicted model, not a curated record. Lineage: Eukaryota; Metazoa; Mollusca; Gastropoda; Neomphalida; Peltospiridae.
ACAAACACUGACAAGGGCGGUUUAGGCAAAGUAAUUUGGUUCUAUGAUUUGCAGCACAAUGGGGUCUUUGGUCUAUGGCAUAUUAUUUUGUACCCUUCUUUUUCUUACAAGUUUUUUAGGUACACUUUGCUUUUUAACUCCAUUUAUGCCGUUUGUGUUGGUGAAUCCUUGGUUUGCACGACGAGUAUUCGAUUUCUUCCAAUCAUUGUGGAUUGUGUAUGCAGUGGCUCUUUGUGAGAUUAUGAUGGGUGUGAAGGUGAUAAUCACCGGUAUUCCUCCUGACAGGUUGGAAAGUAAUCUCAUCGUGAUGAACCACCGGACCAGACUGGACUGGAUGUUCUACUGGUCGUACCAGAUACGAUGUGGCUCAGUACACAACAUGAAGAUAUCCAUGAAAGAGAAUUUGAAAUACAUACCUGGCCCAGGAUGGGCCAUGCAGUGUGCUGCAUUUAUCUUUCUGCAAAGGAAGUGGCAAACUGAUAAACUCCGAAUUACAGCAGCCCUCAAAUACUACAAGCUAGUAGAUGUAAAACCACAGAUCUUGCUGUUCCCAGAAGGGACUGACCUAACAGAGGAGACUUUGGCUACAAGUAAUACAUUUGGUGAGAAAUUUGGCUACAGGAAAUACAAAAGAGUAUUACAUCCAAGGACAACUGGCUUCUGUUUUUUGGUGGAAGAAAUGAAAAAAAAUAGAAUUCUGGACUCUGUAGUUGACAUUACAGUGGCAUACCCAAAGAAUAUUUCUCAAGCGGAAAUCGAUAUGCUAUAUGGAAAUUUUCCAAAGGAAAUUCACUUUCAUGUUCAUUUAACUCCAAGCUCACAGUUGCCGGAAACUUCAGAUGAUUUGGCUCUUUGGUGUCGAAAACAAUGGGAAGAUAAAGAGGAUAAACUGGAAUUAUUUUACGAAAAGAAACACUUUCCCGUGGAUGACAUGCCGAAUGAUCACGGCGACUGUGACGAAAAUAGAAAUUGUGAUGAAACCACUGUGAAAUUAUACAUGUAUGGUGCACUUGUAUUUUGGAAACUCUUUCUUAUUAUAACCUUGUAUGGGUUACUUUUUCUGCCAUAUUUUCGUGUGUAUAUUCUUAUAAGCAUGAUCUGUUUCUAUUUAGUGGGGAAAAGGCAUGGUGGUCUGGACAAUGUUAUGUUCUUGCUAAAGGAAUAAUUAUUUUACUUCACUUUAUGACUUUUAUUCUUUCUGAUACACCUUUGCUUCACAAUUUUAGUUGUAGCAAAGAGUGUUUUUUUAUAAGGUAUUAAGAUCUACCUUGCAUGGUGAUUCUUGGUUAAGUUUUGAAUCUCACUUUUGUAAAUAUUUUGUUGAAAGCAAUAACAAUCAUGGGAUCUAGUAAAAUCUUCAUUACGGACUACUGGAUUAAUUUUUGACACAAAUAUUUUUUAACCUUUACUCUCAUAAAAUGUUUAUAAACACAGAAAAUAAUGUUCAUAUAUGUGAAUCGGUGAGUAUUCUUUUUGUGUGUUUUUCUUCUUUUUAUGAUAUUUUAAAUCGGUUAAUGUUGAUUAAAAUUAGGCACAACAUUUUUAUAUCCAGCAAAACUGCAGGAGAUAUAAAUGCAGUGUGUCAGCUUGUAUGACGUUGGGCAUGAUAUCUCGCUUGCAGUAGUCCGAAGGUUAAAAGUUACUCUGUGUAGCAGUGACAUCAUGUCACUUAUAGAGGGUUUCAUUGGUUUGGUAAAAUAACCUCAAUGAAUGAUAUUAUUUUGUAUAUUUUUAUCCAUAUUUACAUUCAUAUAAAUAAAUUAUUACCCCAGUUUAUGUGUGCUUUAUAAAAUUAUGAAACCAUGUUCUUGCUUAGAAUCCGAAAUGAUUCCCAAACUUGUUUCAUAAAUUUUAAUACAUUACACGUUCAAGUAACCACUAUUUAAAUAGAUGGGUAAAAACCACCAUAUACAAGUACUCUGUACGUACUUUAGUGUUCAUUGUAGUAAUCCUAAUCAGGAUAUUUAGUUCAGUCAUGUUUGUUGUAUAAUUUUGUUGACAGUGGGUAACCUGCAUUGUUUUGAUUUGAACUGUUUUUUCUAGUAUACUAUCAUCUAUGUGAUUAUUUAUAGUGCAAUGAAUCAACUGGUAGUUUUCCCACCUAUAUCAGUUUACAGUUACUUCCCUUGUGUGCUUUGUGCAAAGUGUUGUCUGUUUUGUCUAGGUAGUCAUAUUUGUAGUUCCGGUGAAGACUUAAUUCUUUUCUGAAAGAUACAUAGUUCUCUGAUACACUGUAUCGUAGUCUUGGUUAAAACAUGCUUAGUGUGUUCAUCUGUAUAUGUCCAGUGUAUUCCCGGUUGUCCUAAUAUAUUUAGAAAGUCAAGUCUGUUUUGAUGUGAUCAUUAGGUGCAUGUUGCAAUUUUGAUAAAACAUAUCUUUUAAAAAAAAAUAAAAAAUUAUUAACUUUUAGAAAUACAUGAUAAUGAAUCAUUGGAAUGUGACAAUUCAGAAUACUCUAAUUGCUCACCAACAUAAACAUUUGUACCUCUCCAGCACAUUUUAAAAAUAUUGGUUCUAGACUGUUGGAUGAAUUUGUAGCCAAUUGUUAACUCGGAACUAAAUUUUCGAUGACAGAUGUGAAAAUUGACUAUCCCCAUCAAGAAGCUGUGUUUUAAGACAGACAUAACAUACAGUGGUGUAAGAGGUUCAAGUACCUUUCAAGGUACAAUCUUGACUUUGCAGCACAUUGUAACAUAUUUCUGGCUCACAUAGGUUUUUAAUAAUUAAUAUUAUAUAUCAAUUACAUUUUCUUAAUUAAAAUAUCUAUGUUCUGGUCACUAUAAUACUUGCAUUAGCUCAAACUUAAUUUUAUCUUUUGAUAUAUGUUUAUGUUUAUAUAUAUAUACAUAUAUAAUUAGUGGAAGCUGAAAUAUCAUUUGAGCUAAUACAAAGAUUAGGAUUUAACUAGAAUCAUAUUAGAUAUAGAGGUAUUCAUAUUUUAUGAUAAUAUACUAGUAAUUAAUUUGUAAUUUAAAUCAUUAAAAAGGCUUUGCUAGAUAUAGAUUUGUUACUAUGGAUACAGAGUGAGAAAUAUUUCUGUAAAACAUAGUCUGACAAUCAUUGAGUGCCCGAAAUAAAUGUAUGUAAGGAGGAUUACUUAAAACAAACUGACCAUCCAUUAUUUUGGUUAUAAUAUCCGGAAUAAUGACAUUUAUAAAUACUCUUUUGUAUUUGUAAAAUAUGCUAUUAUACAAUAUAAUGUAUCAUCAGAAUUACCACUGAAAAAAGUGACAGGCAUGUAAAUCACUUUUACACAUUAUUGUGUGAUGAUAACAUCAAGAUCAACAUGCUAUGUGGCACUGACAUAGUCAAGUAUGGAUGACACAGAUCAUUUUAAUAAUAAAUAUUGUAGAUUGUAGUCUUUUGAGUCUUGCCAUCUAAAUAGAAUUGUUGCAGCUUAACUAUUUGUGUUGUGUAACAAAAAAAAGCAUUUCUUUUCAUAUAUUAUCCUAAUCUUUCACCUAAUUCAGCCCAUCCCUCCCCAAUAUCCCCAGGAACUUGUCAGAACAUCCCAACAGCCUAUCAAAUGAUAAUCUAGCCAUUUGACCUCUUCAUUUAUAAAAAAAAAAGGAAGAAGUUUGUUUUGUUUAACGACACCACUAGAGCAUAUUGAUUUAUUCCUUUAGAAGGUCUUUUGCUCGAAUUGGAUACAAACAUCUGUUUGGUUGAGUAAGAUUCAAAGCUCCAUAUAAUCCACAUUGCUGCAUUCUUCUCCAUCACAAAGUUCCAGAUGUUCACUGUCAAGGACUAAGAAAUUGACUGGUGUUAUUUCUGUGAUGUUACAUGUAUUUUACAUUUGUUAUUUCAUAUAGAUCAUCAUUAAUACUAAUUUUGGUAAGCACUAUAAGUGAGCUAUUCUUAUGUUCGGGAUAUUCACAGCUCCAUGGCUCUUUAUAAGGAUCACAGCACCAGUAUCAUAGUUCCUAUGGCAAACCUAUGUGAUGAGGCAUCUACCCACCGGGCUGUUAAAUCUUGUAGUUAGGUGAAGGAUUACAUUAUUGGUAGUGAGUGAAAAGAAAUGAAAAAACCCCACCCCAUAUUAUUUUCUCUUUUCAUGAAUGCUUAAACACAAUAAGACCUCUUCAGUUUCAGCAUUACCACUUCUAGUGGGUCUGUGGAAAGAACAAAGAGGUCUAUGGGUAUUGGGAAAAUAUUCAUAAAAAGAGAACAUAGGUGCUUGUGUUGUUUUCAUUCUGUGUUGUUUUAUUUAAAAAUAUAUGUAAUACAGUAUCUUUUUUACAAAAAUUUGUGUUUCAUCAGUGGCAUUAUGUUUGGUUUAUUUAUUUGUUUCAAUUUACUUUAUUAAGAUUUUUUUUAUCCACAAAAUAUGCAAUUCAUUGUCAACUGAGAAUAAACGUUUAAUUCAC